This is a messenger RNA of Nicotiana tabacum (common tobacco), 1507 nucleotides long. Its product is annotated as GDSL esterase/lipase At5g03980. The record is from RefSeq and is a predicted model, not a curated record. Gene Ontology annotation, molecular function: hydrolase activity, acting on ester bonds. NCBI's taxonomy places the organism in Eukaryota, Viridiplantae, Streptophyta, Magnoliopsida, Solanales, Solanaceae.
AGCCCUAAGUGCUUGUGCCCCAAAAUUCAAAGACGGCAACUUAUUCAAUGAUUCACCAUCAAAGCCAAUUAGAUAAUGACAACUAGGUUGCUGUUUGAAAUCAAUGGAAUAUAAUAGGAACAUAGAAAAUGAAAUUGGAUCCCGCUUUCAAGAGGCAGGUGAAUCCAACUAUUCCAUAUGCUAACAUAUCUGAAUUCCACCAUUGAUAUAGAGAGUUGGGCAAUGGCAUUAUUGAUUCAAGUGCUUAUCAGUUUCUUAGUUGUUCAACAAUGUUUCCAGAAAAGUGACGCUCAACUAAUGCUUCAAAUUCCUGCACUAAGCAAGUGUGGAUUCGAUAAGAUAUAUCAGCUGGGUGACUCACUUUCAGAUACAGGGAAUUUCAUCAGACUAAGCAUUUGGGGAUCUGUUUCUCCAUUUGCAAAGCUUCCUUAUGGUGUAAAUUUCUUCAAGAAAGGAACUGGCCGCGCUUCUGAUGGAAUGAUUAUCAUUGAUUUCAUAGCACUCGAAUCUGGUCUUCCUCUGCUAAAUCCUUACAUGGAUCAAAAUGCAAAUUUUGCGCAUGGUGCAAAUUUUGCAGUAAUAGGAGCUACUGCUUUAGAAGCCGGAGUCCUAGCAGAGAAGAAAAUUUUCAAUCCACUCGGCAAUGGUUCAUUAGAUAUGCAACUUGGUUGGAUGUCUUCACAUUUCCAGUACACUUGCCAUAAUGACUGCUCAGAGUAUCUUAAGAGUUCUCUCUUCCUGGUCGGAGAAAUAGGAGGAAAUGAGUUCUUUUACGGCUUAACCCAAGGUAAAACAAUGGAAGAGUUGAGAAAUAUGGUGCCAGAAGUUGUUCAAAAUAUUGUAGAAGCUGUUAAUACAGUUACUGGUUUUGGCGCUAUUCGAAUUUUUAUUCCUGGCAAUUUCCCCAUUGGUUGUCUCCCGAUGACCUUAACAACAUUCUUGACCAACAACUCUAUGGCAUAUGAUGAAAACUAUUGCUUGAAAGAUUUAAAUAGUUUGGCGAUAUUCUACAAUGAGAAUCAGCAACAAGCCAUCGAAGACUUGAAGAAAAAGAAUCCGAAUGUAACACUCAUCUAUGGUGAUUACUACAAUGCCUAUCAGUGGCUUCUGCAAAAUACUGUGAAUCAUGGAUUUGACCAAAACUCUCUACGAAAAGCUUGCUGCGGAGAAGGAGGUUAUUAUAAUUAUGAUGCAAAGAGACACUGUGGAUUUCCAGGAGUCCCAGUUUGUGCAGACCCUAGUACUUAUAUCAGUUGGGAUGGAGUCCAUUUGACAGAAAAAGCCUACAGUUUGAUUGCAAGGUGGCUAAUUGAUGACAUUUUACCCCAAUUGGAAUGCUAAGUUUAUGUGCUUGCUUUUUCUUUGCAAAGCACAAUAUAGAAUACCACUAGUUGACUCUUUUUCUUUUCCUUUUUCUCAAUUCUGUGUUUCCUUCUCAUGUAUUUGAUCUGAAAAAGCUUGUAAGAAGAGAGCUCAUAAAUCUUAGUAUGAACUUUUGACAAUUACA